CAAACGUGGUUGGUGGCAUCAUGGUGGACGGGAAGUUGGUUCGCGUGUGUGAAGAAAACCCCAACCUGGUAGCCUUUGUGACCUACGGAGCCGGUCGGGAGGUCUGUAAGAAUGCCCUAGUCUUGAUAGCGGGGCUUACGGAGGGAUUUCUGGCGCUAGCGUACACGGAGGCCCUCUCGCGAGCGCUCCUCGGGGAGGACUACAGUGUUGUGAUGGUGAACCUGUCCAGCUCGUGGUCUCAGUUCGGAUUCAAGAGUCUGUCGACAGACUGCAGAGAAUUGGAGAAGCACGUGAGCUUCCUCAAGACGCGCUUCGGGUUCGGCAAAAUCGUGCUGCUCGGCCAUUCCACCGGGGCUCAAGAUGUAGUCUAUUUCUUACGCCACGGAAAACCAGCCACCACGUCCCUAGUCAACGCCGUUAUUCUCCACAGCGGUGUCAGCGAUAGGGAGUUUAUGGCGACGGAACAAUACGUUUCACCAAUGAAAGAAGAGGCUGAGAGGUUGAAAUCGGAUGGAAAAGGAGAGGGCCUACUCUCCAACAGGCUGUUUGGAGCUCCUAUCACUGCCAAUAGGUUACUUAGUUUGUCAGGAAGGCUAACGGAAGAUGACAUGUUUUCUACUGACUUGACUGAAGAAGAACUCAAUCCCAUACUAAAAUCUGUCAAAAUCCCAAUCCAACUCUGCUUUUCGGAAAACGAUGAGGCCGUUCCAGAUAUUUCUGCCCAGAAAAAAUUUGCAGAGAGGAUGGUUACAAUCUUGAAAAAAUAUUCAAGUCACGUGGAGUGCAAUUAUUUUGCGGGGAACCAUGGGCUAUCAAAGCCCGAUCUCUAUGAACCUUUUGUUGAAUGUGUUGUGAGGUUUAUAUCUACCCUUUAGUGGUGGAGCUACAUGUGGUACUAACUGUGGACUAUGAUUUUCUAGCUACACCUGUUAGUUUACUCAGCUUGAUGUGUAUGAACUUGUUACGAAACAGUGAAA
Molecule: messenger RNA, 977 nt
Organism: Geodia barretti
Lineage: Eukaryota; Metazoa; Porifera; Demospongiae; Tetractinellida; Geodiidae
Source: the annotation of a GenBank genome assembly